Messenger RNA from Haliotis rufescens (red abalone), 3672 nucleotides. Its product is annotated as zinc finger protein 729-like. Lineage: Eukaryota; Metazoa; Mollusca; Gastropoda; Lepetellida; Haliotidae. The transcript has 7 exons. Gene Ontology annotation, molecular function: RNA polymerase II cis-regulatory region sequence-specific DNA binding; DNA-binding transcription activator activity, RNA polymerase II-specific. Gene Ontology annotation, cellular component: nucleus. The record is from RefSeq and is a predicted model, not a curated record. The coding region runs from base 301 to 3504 and encodes 1067 amino acids. Gene Ontology annotation, biological process: regulation of transcription by RNA polymerase II.
UUGAGAAAUAUUCAAUGUCUGACAGUGCCAGGCGCGCUAACCAGAACCACAAUAUUACAGACUGCAGCAACUACAAGUGAUAAAUGAGGGGACAAUUGUGACAGACUGUUCUUCCUAAACCGUUUUGAGUCCAUCACAAAAAGAAACCGGGAAGCCAAAAUGAUCCCAAACAGCUGAUUUGCAGGACGCAGACAGCUUUUCAAACUCAAAUUUAUUCCUAUUUGGAUAACGUUAUUCUUUCAUGAAAAGGUGACAGGUCUUUACCUCCACAGUUAACACCGUAACAUACAUGACUUCAUAAUGGAAACUGAAGGCCAGAUACAGGAAAAUGAAUGUGUCUCUCAGACAGACACAGCUGGUAACACUGAAAGGAAAACGGCAGCAGUAGGACCAGGAACAAGCGAUCUUAGGAAACCUAUGUCAUGUCCAGGUCGGUUUCAAUGUACUGUGUGUGGCAAAGAAUUGACAAGAGCAAGUAGCCUUCGGACACACAUGAGGUGCCACAUUGGAGACAAGCCGUAUGAGUGUACUGAAUGUGGAAAAGUGUUUAAGCGAUCAGAACAUCUGCAGACGCACAUAAGGAGUCACAGUGGAGUCAAGCCUUAUGAGUGCACGGAGUGUGGGAAAGCAUUUUCACGAUCAGGAACUCUCCAGACACACAUGAGGUGUCAUAGUGGAGUCAAGCCUUAUCACUGUACUGAAUGUGGGAAAACAUUUGCACAUUCAGGUGGCCUGCAGGUACAUAUGAGAAGUCACAGUGGAGUCAAACCUUAUCAGUGUACUGAGUGUGGAAAAACAUUUACAAUAUCAAGUAAUUUGCAGACACACAUGAGGAUUCACAGUGGAAUCAAACCUUAUCAGUGCAGUGAGUGUGGCAAAGACUUUACAAGAUCAGGUAGUCUGCAGACGCACAUGAGGUGUCACAGUGGCAUCAAACCUUACCAGUGCAGUGAGUGUGGCAAGGAUUUUACAAGAUCAGAUAGUCUGCAGACGCACAUGAGGUGUCACAGUGGCUUCAAACCUUAUGAGUGUGGUGAAUGUGGGAAAGCGUUCAAACAAUCAAAUGACCUUCAGAGACACAUGAGGUAUCACACUGGCGUAAAGCCAUACCUGUGUACUGAGUGUGGGAAAGCAUUUACAGAAUCAGGUCAUCUACAGAGACACAUGAGGUACCACAGUGGUGUAAAACCCUACAAGUGUCCUGAGUGUGGGAAAGCAUUUACAGAAUCAGGUCAUCUUCAGAGACACAUGAGAUGUCACAGUGGAGUCAAGCCCCAUGAGUGUAAAGAGUGUGGGAAAGCUUUCACACAGUCGAGUAUCCUGAUGAGACACAUGAAAUGUCACAAAGGACUCAAGUAUGACUUCAUAAUGAAAACUGAAGGCCUGAUUGAGGAUGACUGUGUCUCAAAAUCAGAGAGUACCCCUCAAGGGGUGAGUAUGGGAACAAGUGCUGGUCAGAAACCAAUGUCAUGUCCAAGGCUGGUUCAGUGUGCAGAGUGUGGUAAAGAAUUUACAAGCUCAAGUAGCCUUCGGACACACAUGAGGUGCCACAUUGGAGACAAGCCGUAUGAGUGUACUGAAUGUGGAAAAGUUUUUAAGCGAUCAGAACAUCUGCAGACGCACAUGAGGAGUCACAGUGGAGUCAAGCCUUAUGAGUGCACGGAGUGUGGGAAAGCAUUUACACGUUCAGGAACUCUCCAGACACACAUGAGAUGUCACAGUGGAAUCAAGCCUUAUCACUGUACUGAAUGUGGAAAAGCAUUUACCCAAUCAGGUGGCCUGCAGACACACCUGAGAAGUCACAGUGGAACCAAACCUUAUCACUGUACCGAGUGUGGGAAAGCAUUUACACAAUCAAGCAAUCUGAAGACACAUAUGAGAAGUCACAGUGGCCUCAAGCCCUAUCAGUGUUCUGUGUGUGGCAAAGACUUCACAAGAUCAGGUAGUCUGCAUUCACACAUGAAGUGUCACAGUGGCAUCAAGCCCUAUGAGUGUGGUGAGUGUGGGAAAGCAUUCACACGAUCAAAUGAUCUUCAGAGACACAUGAGGUAUCACAGCGGCAUCAAGCCUUACCAGUGUGGUGAGUGCGGAAAAGCGUUUACAGAAUCAGGUCACCUGCAGAUACACAUGCGAUGUCACAGUGGAGCCAAGCCUUAUGAGUGUAGAGAGUGUGGGAAGACAUUCAGAACUUCAAGCCACCUGAACAAUCAUAUGAAGUGCCACAGUGGACUCAAGUCUUAUAGCUUUGGAUACUUGACAUCCAAAUGGAAACAGAAGAUACUUGACAUCAUUAUGGAAACAGAAGGCCAGAUUCUGAAUGAUGGCUGCGUCUCUACAUCAGACAGUGCAAGUGAAAAGGAGAGUAUAGGAACAAGUGAUGUUAAGAAACCCAAGUCGUGUUCACGUGUAUUCAAGUGUCCAGAGUGUGGCAAAGAGUUGACAACAUCAAGUAACCUGCGGAAACACAUCAGGAGUCACAGUGGAGUCAAGUCUCAUGUGUGUAGAGAGUGUGGGAAAGCAUAUUCAACAUCAAGUGACCUGAAGAGACACAUGAUGACUCACAGUGGAGUCAAGCCUUAUCAGUGUAGGGAGUGUGAUAAAGCAUUUGCCCAAUCAAGUGACCUAAAGACACACAUGAGAUGUCACAGUGGAAUUAAGCCUUAUCACUGUACUGAAUGUGGGAAAACAUUUACCCAAUCAGGUGGCUUGCAGACACACCUGAGAAGUCACAGUGGAACCAAACCUUAUCACUGUACCGAGUGUGGGAAAGCAUUCACACAAUCAAGUAAUCUGAAGACACACAUGAGAAGUCACAGUGGCCUCAAGCCCUAUCAGUGUACAGUGUGUGGCAAAGACUUCACAAGAUCAGGUAGUCUGCAUUCACACAUGAAGUGUCACAGUGGCAUCAAGCCCUUUGAGUGUGGUGAGUGUGGGAAAGGAUUUAAACGAUCAAAUGAUCUUCAGAGACACAUGAGGUAUCACAGCGACAUUGAGUCUUAUGAAUGUACUGUGUGCGGAAAAGCGUUUACAGAAUCAGGUCAUCUGCAGAUGCACAUGAGGAGCCACAGUGGAGCCAAGUCUUAUGAGUGCAUGGAGUGUGGUAGAGCAUUUGCACAGUCAGCUACCCUCACCAGACACAUGAGAUGUCACAGUGGAGCCAAGCCUCAUCAGUGUACUGAGUGUGGGAAGGAAUAUGUAGAACUAGGCAGUCUUCAAACACACAUUAAGUGUCACAGUGGCUUUAAGCCUUAUGAGUGUGGUGAAUGUGGGAAAGAAUUCCCAAGAUCAGCUGACCUCCAGAGACACAUGAGGAGCCACAGUGGAGCCAAGCCUUAUGAGUGUGCUGAGUGUGGUAGAGCAUUUGCACAGUCAGGUACCCUGAAGAGGCAUGUGCUGAGCCACAGUGGAACCAAGCCUCAUGAGUGUAAAGAGUGUGGGAAAGCUUUUACACGAUCUAGUAUCCUGAUGAAACACAUGAAGAGUCACAGUGGAGUCAAGCCUUAGUAUCGUGAAAGAUGGACGGAAUUUAGAGAAGCAGACACAUUCUCUGGUGACAGAUCUAACUUUAGUAUUCAUCAUUGUUCCCAUGGUAACAUCUAAGGAAGGUAACAGCUCUUUGACUUGUUCCAGUAGCUUUGGAUACUUGACAUCUAAAUGGAAACAGAAGGCCAG